UGUUGGUUAUCGUGGAUAGUCUAAAAGUCGCACGUCUUUAUUCAAGUCAAUACCUCCGGUCAGUACACGUCGAUAUAUUGAACGAAUAUCAACAUUGUGCUCUUCGCAAAAUUAUGCUUAAAGGCAGACGACUUGAGUGAAUUGUGACGAAACAAGUGUUAUAAGAAAUAAGAAAUUAAAAAAAAAAUCAAAAUUGAUGAAUACCAAGUGCUAGGUCGUUCAAUGAUAACGUAAAUGAGAUUUUAAUGAAUUAAUAUUUACUUCGGCCGCCACAGAUUGUCAGUGUUAAAAAUAUAAUUAUGUGGAUCUACAAUACGUUUGCAGCUUUAGCAGUACUGGCCUCAGCCGUACCGAUUCGAGCAGCAAAUCAUGCCGUGAAUAUCGACUCAAUUUACUUCCCCGAUGAUAGCGUCAUCAGUAUCAGUAAACGACAAGUCAAUAAAAAUUUGAAUUUAGUAUACCAAAACCACGAUCGCAUUGUAGAAAAUAGACAUUCAGUUGCUAGUCAACGCCAACAACCACAAUCAUUCAAUCCUCCAGCACGAAUUCCAAUACCAACUUCUCCAUCGUCCCAAUUAAUCCCAACGACAUUACAAUCCUCCCAAUCGUACAACUAUGAUCCGAUUACAGAUUUUGCGUGGAGCACUUUUAAGGGCUCGAAAAUAUCCAAUCCAAUUGGUAACUUAAUUCUGUGUCCUCUUCUGGUCCAACUGAUUCUAUCACAAAUUGAAGUAGCUGCUGUUGGUAACACUAAAGAUGAGAUUAGAACUGUUAUUCGGAACGUCGAUCCGAAGUUACUCGCUCGCUUGGUUUAUGGCAUAAAAUCGACCAAAUUUCGCAACGAAAUCAAUUUAGCGUCGGCCAUAUUCAGUUCUAGGAACAUGGGUUUAAACGCCACAUUCGUUCAAGAGUCCAGAUCUCGAGACGUUAGCAUACAGCCGGUAGACUUCGGCAACACAAACGAGGCCCUGUACAUAAUAAACAAUUGGAUUUCCGCUGCAACAAAGAAUCACAUCCGGAAUCUGUUCAAACCGGAUCAUUUGUAUGGAUUGAAAGUGUUGCUGACGAAUACGAUGUACUUCCGCGGUAUAUGGAAAACUGCGUUCAACGAAUCGCAGACUACUUUCGACCGUUUCGAUACAACCGACAAAUUGAACAGAGGCAUCGCAUUUAUGAAUAAAGUUGAAAAACUGCGAGGAAGUGAAUUUGAAUCUGGCGGUGGGGCGAAAGGUACUUGGAUCGAACUGCCGUAUGAGGGAAACGAGUUCUCUAUGGUGCUGAUAUUACCCGAAAUAAGACACACUCUGGACCACCUAAUUCGUCAGCUUACAUCAGCUGAUAUAGCGAAUAUCAUCGGUCAAUUAGAAGAACCGUAUAAGAGAUUGGUUUACCUUAAGAUGCCGAAAUUUUCGAUUCAAUCGUCGUUUUCGCUAACCAACGUUCUACUGAAGAUGGGACUGGUAAACCUGUUCACCACACAAUCUCAAUUGCCAUAUUUAACCAACAAUCACGAACCAGUCGCGGUUAGUGAUGUACUUCAGCACACCGUACUCAAUGUGGACGAAUAUGGUAGCGUAGCAACGGCAGCGACAUUGUUAUCCGUUGUGACAUUGAGUCUGGAUGGAAUGCCACGGGAACUGGUAUUUGUCGCUAAUCAACCAUUUCUGGCGAUUAUUGUGGACAAGCGAUCGAGGGUUCCGUUAUUUGUGGCGAAAAUUUUCGAUCCCUGAGGUGAAGAUUGUUUGUUUUGUUUGUUUUGUUGGUUGUGAUAAAUAAACUUGGAAGAGAGGGAGUAAGCGGCAAAAA
This is a messenger RNA of Bradysia coprophila, 1806 nucleotides long. Its product is annotated as ipis-1-like. The record is from RefSeq and is a predicted model, not a curated record. Lineage: Eukaryota; Metazoa; Arthropoda; Insecta; Diptera; Sciaridae. Gene Ontology annotation, molecular function: serine-type endopeptidase inhibitor activity.